Molecule: messenger RNA, 264 nt
Organism: Ostertagia ostertagi
Lineage: Eukaryota; Metazoa; Nematoda; Chromadorea; Rhabditida; Trichostrongylidae
Source: the annotation of a GenBank genome assembly
AUGUGCCAUUUUAUUUCAGCGUACUGGAGUUGUAUUCGAGCGUUUAUAGUGAUGAAACGACUCGUCCUGUUCCACAUCAUACAAACCUAUAUUCCUACAGGUAUGCUGGUAUCGAUAUCAUGGAUGACUUUCUGGUUAGAUCCGCGAGCCUCUCCGGCUCGAAUCACUUUAACCAUUACGAGUCUCCUAACUCUCACCACUAUGAGCAAUGGAGCUCGACAAGAUCUGCCACAGGUCGGUUUCACUUUUCCUACAUCUGGUUGA